AUGAGUGAAGAUCAUAGGCCAGAUAUUGAUCCUCCUCCAGGAACUUCCAGAUCCAAUGAGGUAAAUGUUGCUGAAAGCUCGAACCAGUUCCUGCGGAAGUUGAAGAAUGGAUUAACCAAAAAACUUCCUAAACGCUUCAAGCGAACACGCAACCGCACCACUGCGGUCCACAGCGUUGAGAUUGAAGGGGCUUCAUCGAGUCAGCUAGUCGAGUCCUUCGGUUUUCUUAGAGGUACUCAGGACACGUUGCAUCUCCAUCCUUCCAACGACAACAAGCAUCCCACCACAUCUGAGAUUCCCAGCCACUCCGUGAACCAGGGGCUGUCCGGAGAGUCUGCUUCACAGAUUCAGGCUACUUCUGGCGCGCAAGGAGGACCUGAUACCCAAUUAGUUGACGCCGAACUUCAGGGUGCCUAUGAUGGUACACAAAACAUGCAAUCACUCGGGAAACAUGCGACUUCUAUGGCAUCCGCCGUUUACAAUGCCCCAGCGGACCUUACAGCCACGGAUAAUUUUGAAACAACGUAUCUCCAACCCCUCAAGAUUGUCGAUGCUGUCCUCGAGAAGAUCGCAAACGUACAUCCGUACGCAAAGAUGGCGCUGGGAGUGCUAUCUGCUGCAUCCAAAGCACAGCGCGACCAAUCGAUUUUGAGUCUUCUCGAGAGAUUGGCUGAGGUUUACCGCUUCAUGACUCAAGACGACAGUCUUGAAAAAAUUGAAUCGAUGCGCGGUAUCGUCGGAAAGAUCGUUCACCAGACUCUUGAGGAAGAGACUCGGGAAAAACAUUAUCUCGGAAACUGA
Molecule: messenger RNA, 801 nt
Organism: Suillus discolor
Lineage: Eukaryota; Fungi; Basidiomycota; Agaricomycetes; Boletales; Suillaceae
Exons: 8
Coding region: 1-801 (266 amino acids)
Source: RefSeq, a predicted model, not a curated record